This is a messenger RNA of Osmia bicornis bicornis, 3807 nucleotides long. RefSeq names its product atrial natriuretic peptide-converting enzyme-like. NCBI's taxonomy places the organism in Eukaryota, Metazoa, Arthropoda, Insecta, Hymenoptera, Megachilidae. The transcript is spliced from 13 exons. Bases 1169 to 3499 code for a protein of 776 amino acids. The record is from RefSeq and is a predicted model, not a curated record. Gene Ontology annotation, molecular function: serine-type endopeptidase activity; protein binding. Gene Ontology annotation, biological process: proteolysis.
AUUUCCCCAUACGAUUUCUACUGAUUAGCUAGCGUUCGAAUCGUCCAUCGACGAUUCAACUACCGUACAAGGUAUUUAAACGCGACACUACUUUCUUGGAUAACGAUACCAAUUUACCUAUAUGGAAACGCGUGAAAUCUUACGCGACUUUAGAAUUUUAAUUAACACACCGGCGAAUCGGGAAGAAAGUAAGACACGUUUAUUUGGUUCGAUAAUCAGAAGAAAACUAAUAAGAAUAAAGAUGCCUUCGAUACGUACGGAAGAUACAAAAUGAAGAUAUCGCGGAGAAGAAAGAGGAGAUCAUGUCGUAUGUUUAAUAAAGAGAAAAGAAGAAAGAAGAAAGGGUUGUAAUGUAUGUAAAUGUAAACAAUUAGUCGGAUAGCCCGUAAACGGUAUACAUGGAAUGGAUGGUGCGGAUGUUGUAUGUUGUGACGGAGAAGGGCGCGUGGAACGUUACCAGGUCAUUAAUCGGCACUCGACCGUCGAGCGGUGAACAUUCGUGCGUAUACCUCGCUACCUGAAGGUUCGGCUGUCGCGACUUAACGGUUAUUUCUUUCUGUGACACGAAGAAAGAGGAUCGCCUUGAGGAGAGCAAAGCUUGGCUACUUCGUAAAGUGUGAAAGGCUAACUUAACGUUCCCGCCAGUCGAACAGGGAAACGCUUCCGGUGCGACAGCAACAGCUGUCAUCUAACAGUAAAAUAAUAUAAUCCUCCAAGUGAAACGAAACGGUGAUACUGCACAAAUUUCAGUGAAUAUCGCGAAACACUAAAACAAAAUGUUGUAAAUAAAUAGCCGCUGUAGUGAUGUAAAUAAUACAAAACUACCGGAGGUAUACUUAUGCAGAGGAGAGGUAUCGAGCAGCGAGUCGCAUCGAAUUUAAGCAUAAGGGGAGAAGUCGAGUGGAAGCGGAAGUAUGCGGAAUUAAAGUCUCGUUGGACGAAUUAUUCGGUCGGCGAGGAAGGAGAAUAAAAUAGUCGAGGGUAUUCCUUGGACGAGUGCAGUGUAUUCGAGGUAAACUGUUGGACGUAAUCGGUGUUAGAGAUCGUCGACAAAGACCAACGACCGACACGAAAUUCAGGUUCGCGAUGGUGUUCGUGCGCCUUCACGCGGCUAACAUACCGAAGGAACGUUGAUGGGGCAGAAAGAAAUCGUUUCAACGGCUCGAAGAUGACUGUCGCGAUGGAACACAAGCGGAAGAGCUCGUGGGAUUCGAAGAUCUCGGUGAGCACGGUAAGCACCAGAAGAUUCAGCCGUGCCGGAACUCCAAGCUCGAUCCUCUCGUCGGACAGCGAUAUUCGAUUCACGAGGAAACUCGGUGGACAAUAUCGUUGCGGAUGCUGCGUGUUGGCUGCGUUUUUGCUCUUUCUCCUCUUUUCGGGGGUCUCCAUAUACCUUGGUUACACGUUCCUAACGUCAGAUCCCCCAGGUGAUCAGAUUUUCUUGGCAACAUUCCGUGUUGUCGAAGGAGACUCUUUCGCUUCGGAACUAGCGGAUCCCUCUACCGAGGCCUUUCGGAUACGAUCUCGAGAGUAUCGCGAUCGAUUGAAUCUUAUCUUCCGUCGUAGCUGGAUGAAGAUCUCUUUCCUCGCCACGGAGGUGUUAGCGUUGGAUGGAUCCGAGGGUGGCGAUUUGGUGGUGCACUUUGAAGUUCGAUUCGAUCCACGCUAUCAAACCAUUACCACUGCCGAUGUUGUGGACAUCCUAUCGCGGGAGAUAAAUCACGAAACUUCAAAGUACUUGACCAACUUGACGAUAGAUUCGCAAAGUUUGGAAGUUCAGGAGAGCUUGAAAGCUCUAAACGCUCAAGUUAGCAUGCAAACGACCGUUUCGACGCCUCCGCCAACGACCACGAUGCCUCCUCCCAGAAGAUGCAGCAAUUUAGAUUUGUCUUAUUGCAAACAUCUUCCAUAUAACGUUACCUCUUAUCCAAACGUAUUGGGACAUCGUUCGCUGGCUGACGUGGAGGCGGACGUGAUCGCUUUCAGAGAAUUGGUCGAUGCGGAAUGUUAUCGAUUGGCGUACGAUUUUGUGUGCCAAGUGUUGCAACCAGCUUGCGUACCGAAUCAACCGGAAGAUUUGCUACAUCUACCGUGCAGAAGUUUCUGCAGAGAAUUCUGGAACGGAUGUGGUAGCAGACUUCCGGACCGAAUCAAGCGGUUAUUGGACUGCUCAAACUUUCCAGAGUACGCGGACCAAGGUGGCUGCAGAGCGAAACCAGGGUGCGUACAAGCGCUUCAAGCGAAAGCAUUGUCGCCGAGAAUUUGCGACGGCGUGAUCGACUGCCCUGACCUUUCCGACGAGAAGAAUUGCGCGUACUGUCGCGACGGUUAUAUGCACUGUGGUGUAGGUAGAACUUGCAUUCCGCGUAGUAAAAGAUGCGAUGGAAAGGUGGACUGUACCAACGGCAGCGACGAAAAAGAUUGUCUGUCUUUGGCGCCAAGUAUUCAAGCAAUAAAAGCUCAACCCGCGGAUACUCCGCACGCCGCGAAGUACAACAGCGAAGGUUUCGUGAUGUUCAACGAGAAAGGUACUGUCGGGAAGCUGUGUACCGAAAAUCUCAACGCCACGUUGCCAGGAACGGAAAUAGACGACGUUCUUCAAACUGCCGCUAGUUCGCUGUGCAGUUUAUUGACGUACACGGGUGUGAAAUCCGUAGAGAUUCGAAUCGACGAUGAGGACGACGUUCAGUACGUGCACAUGGAGGAUCCAUCGGCCACGGAAAUCACGUUCGUCAGGGCGCCUUGUCCGAGCAAAGAAGUUAUGUACGUCCAGUGUGCCGAACUCGAAUGUGGGGUACAACCCUUACGCGGAAAGGGUAGCACGCGAGGUCUGAAUAAGAUGGCCGAGCCAGGAGACUGGCCCUGGCACGUGGCGCUUUUUAAGGAAGAGGUACACGUGUGCGAUGCCACUCUCGUGGCGGAAAAUUGGUUGGUCACCACAGCCUCGUGUUUCCAAGGUCAACCGAAGGCGGAAUGGUCCGCGAGAAUGGGCACUGUUCGACUCUCGAGUACCUCACCCUGGCAACAGGAACGUAGGAUCGUGGGGAUGAUUAAAUCACCUGUGGAAGGAAGCACGACGGUUCUGCUGAAGCUGGACCGACCCGUGACCACUUUUUCGGAUUUCGUGAGGCCCGUUUGCCUGCCCUCGAAUCAAGAUCCUCCGGUGAACGCGUCCCAAUGCAAUACCCUCGGAUGGGCCAGAAAUCGCGAUCUGCUGCAGAGGGUACAGCUUAGGCACAGCGCGAUGGAGAAAUGCGAAAACAUAAGUAUCGCGUCUGUGAACAGCGUUUGCACCGAACCAGCUUAUUCCACUGACGAUUGCAACGAAGAAGAAGUCGCCGGCAGUCCUAUGUUGUGCCUUCAAUCGGACGGCCGUAGAUGGGCUCUAACGGGUGUCGGUAGUUGGCGAAUAGCUUGUUCUAAAGCCGGUAUCGAAAGGCCUCGUUUGUACGAUAAAAUUGCCUCGAAUAUCGCUUGGAUUAAAUCCACCAUCGAAUGAGUGUUUUAUCUAAGAUGUUUAAUAAAUAAAGGUAUACUUUCGGUGGAACGUAUCGGUCGGAGAUACAGUGUCAGAUCGAUUAGGACUGAAAUCGAGAUUGUGAUACACGAUAUGGGAUCGUCGUUCGUUUCGUACAAUUUUUAUAUCAUCGUCUAUUUCUUCUUUGUUUAAUUAUUCGUUAUCGCAGCUGUAAAAUACGUAAAAAGUAAAUAUUGUAAAAUAGCACGCGCAUAAUUAUCGCGCAUCGUACUUAUCCCUGCCUGCGUUUGUAAGGAACAGUGUUUUAUUAAAACGUGGAGGCUUAAGAA